AUGCACCAUCGUGUUCUUAGGAAAGGCAUGAGCAUGAGGGUGGAAGAAGUCCUUCACAUGGUUGGAGGGGCUGGGGAAACCAGCUAUGCCUCCAAUUCUAAGUUUCAGGAGAAGGCACUUCUCUUGACGAAGCCAGUGCUGGACGAUGCAAUAGGAGGGGUUUACAAGUCGCUACACCCUGCGAAGAUGGUGGUCGCCGGCUUAGGUUGCUCCUCGGGCCCCAUCACUUUCGUGGUGAUGUCCGUGGUGCUCGACGUCGUCAGCGACCUACGACGAAGUCUGCAGGAACGUCAGGAGCCACCGGAGAUCCAGUUCUUCUUAAAUGACCUUCCGGGGAACGACUUCAAUCACGUUUUCCGGUCUCUGGGCGAGUACAAGAGGAAGGUCGAGCAAGAGAAGGGGAAUCUGCUGGUGCCCUACUACGUGGUGGGAGUGCCGGGCUCCUUCUACGGCAGGCUUUUCCCACGUCGGAGCGUCCACUUCUUCCAUUGUUCUGGAUCUCUCAACUGGCUCUCUCAGGUUGACCUCCUCUUAAACGGUAGUAUACGAAGCAGUCGAUACUGCUGUCUGAUAGCUUAUUCUAGCUAUCCUGAAACGUCAGGUUCCUCAAGGACUCGACACCGAACGGGGUGCCUCACUCAACAACAAGAACAUCUACAUUACAGAGACAAGCCCACCGGAGGUUGUGAAAGCAUAUCAACAGCAAUUCCGAAGAGACCUUUCAGAAUUUCUCAGGUGUCGGCAUGCAGAACUCUGCUACGAAGGCAGACUGGUGAUUUCAUUUGGAGGCAGGAAAAGGGAAUGAUAGAGGAGGACAAACUGGUAACCUUCAAUCUGCCACGUUAUGCGCCUUCCGUGGAAGAAGUGAAGGCAGUCAUCCAUGGUGAUGGUCUGUUCGAUGUAGAAGAAGCACAAGCACUAGACAUUUCGUCGAACACCCUUUUGAGUGUUGUUGCGAGUUGCACCAAAGAGCGCUGUCCUCCUUGGGCAGUAAACCACCAUCUUGUAGACUAUAUACAGAGUCCGGGGGCUCAAAACUUAGCAUUCCAAGCACCACAAGCACUUAGAAGAAGAGAGAGACAUCCACUUGAUUGCAUUCAAGUAGACUAA
Molecule: messenger RNA, 1110 nt
Organism: Musa acuminata AAA Group (dessert banana)
Lineage: Eukaryota; Viridiplantae; Streptophyta; Magnoliopsida; Zingiberales; Musaceae
Product: S-adenosyl-L-methionine:benzoic acid/salicylic acid carboxyl methyltransferase 3-like
Exons: 3
Coding region: 1-1110 (369 amino acids)
Biological process (GO): methylation
Molecular function (GO): S-adenosylmethionine-dependent methyltransferase activity
Source: RefSeq, a predicted model, not a curated record